CCUUUACGUCAUUUCCUGAUUUGUCCCCUUUCUUCCUUUUCCGGCAGCCGUUCGUGCUUUGCGGUGUAGAAAGCCCUCACAGCCAUUAAAACUCGACACCAUGCAAAACGACGCAGGAGAAUUCGUGGACCUUUACGUGCCUCGUAAAUGCUCUGCAAGUAACAGAAUUAUUGGUGCAAAGGACCAUGCUUCCAUCCAGAUCAACAUUGCUGAGGUUGACAAGGUCACAGGCAGGUUCAAUGGCCAGUUCAAGACUUACGCCAUCUGUGGUGCUAUUCGGAGAAUGGGCGAAGCCGAUUACUCUCUCCUGAGGCUGGCAAAGAACGACACUAUUGUGUCAAAGAACAUACAAGUUUAAGAAAGGACACCUGUUUCUUUGUAAAAUAAAAUGGAGAAGAAAACAA
Messenger RNA from Neoarius graeffei (lesser salmon catfish), 404 nucleotides. RefSeq names its product ribosomal protein S21 (gene rps21). The record is from RefSeq and is a predicted model, not a curated record. Gene Ontology annotation, cellular component: ribosome; cytosolic small ribosomal subunit. The coding region runs from base 101 to 358 and encodes 85 amino acids. Gene Ontology annotation, molecular function: structural constituent of ribosome. Gene Ontology annotation, biological process: endonucleolytic cleavage to generate mature 3'-end of SSU-rRNA from (SSU-rRNA, 5.8S rRNA, LSU-rRNA); translation; endonucleolytic cleavage in ITS1 to separate SSU-rRNA from 5.8S rRNA and LSU-rRNA from tricistronic rRNA transcript (SSU-rRNA, 5.8S rRNA, LSU-rRNA). NCBI's taxonomy places the organism in Eukaryota, Metazoa, Chordata, Actinopteri, Siluriformes, Ariidae. The transcript is spliced from 6 exons.